Molecule: messenger RNA, 2376 nt
Organism: Drosophila obscura
Lineage: Eukaryota; Metazoa; Arthropoda; Insecta; Diptera; Drosophilidae
Gene: phr6-4
Product: cryptochrome-2
Exons: 2
Coding region: 83-1699 (538 amino acids)
Biological process (GO): entrainment of circadian clock by photoperiod; circadian regulation of gene expression
Cellular component (GO): cytoplasm; nucleus
Molecular function (GO): DNA binding; FAD binding
Source: RefSeq, a predicted model, not a curated record
UCCUCACAGCUGGCGCGUGCAGUGAGUUUGAAUUUGCGGAAUAAAUCGUCAUAACAUUAUUUUUAAGGCUAAUUUGGGGCUCAUGAUGGAUGCCAAGCAUGCCACACUCGUCCACUGGUUCCGCAAAGGUCUCCGCGUCCACGACAACCCCGCAUUGACACAAAUCUUUGCGGCGGCCAACGCUGCGCCUGAAAACAUCCAUGUGCGACCGAUUUUCAUUCUAGAUCCAGGGAUUCUCGAUUGGAUGCAGGUGGGCGCCAACCGCUGGCGUUUCCUGCAACAGACGCUCCACGACCUGGACCAGCAGCUAAGGCAGCUCAACUCACGUUUGUUUGUGGUGCGUGGCAAGCCCGUGGAUGUUUUUCCCCGCAUCUUUAAAAGCUGGCGUGUGGAACUGCUGACAUUCGAGACAGACAUCGAGCCCUAUGCACUGCAACGCGAUGCAGCUGUACAGAAAUUGGCCAAAGACGCGGGAAUCAAGGUGGACACACAUUGUUCCCAUACAAUUUAUAAUCCAGAGCUGGUCAUUGCCAAGAAUAUGGGCAAGGCGCCCAUAACAUAUCAAAAGUUUUUGAGUGUGGUGGAUCAGCUGAAGGCUCCCAAGGUGCUGCAGUUACCAGGGAAAUUGUCAAAGAAAGCGCUGCCGCCCAAGGAUGAAGUGGAGCAGCAGGAUGGAGCAGCAUACGAUUGUCCUACUUUGCAGCAGUUGGUGAAGAAACCAGAAGAUCUGGGACCCAAUAAAUUUCCUGGCGGUGAAACCGAGGGUCUGAGACGUAUGAAAGAGUCGCUACAGGAUGAGCUUUGGGUGGCUCGCUUCGAGAAGCCAAACACCGCACCCAACUCCCUGGAGCCCAGCACCACGGUGCUCAGUCCGUAUCUGAAGUUUGGAUGCCUCAGUGCAAGGCUCUUCCAUCAGCAGUUAAAGGAGAUUCUUAAGCGGCAGUCCAAGCACUCACAGCCGCCCGUCUCCCUCAUUGGACAACUUUUGUGGCGUGAAUUCUACUACACGGUGGCCGCAGCCGAACCCAACUUCGAUCGCAUGCUGGGGAAUGUGUACUGCCUGCAGAUACCCUGGCAGGAGCAGGCCGACCAUCUGGAAGCCUGGACCCAUGCACGCACGGGCUAUCCGUUCAUCGAUGCCAUUAUGCGGCAGUUGCGGCAGGAGGGCUGGAUACACCACCUGGCACGACACGCCGUUGCUUGCUUUCUGACGCGCGGCGAUCUCUGGAUCAGUUGGGAGGAGGGGCAGCGUGUGUUUGAGCAAUUGCUGUUGGAUCAGGACUGGGCUCUAAAUGCCGGCAACUGGAUGUGGCUCUCGGCAUCGGCGUUCUUUCAUCAAUACUUUCGUGUCUACAGCCCCGUUGCAUUUGGCAAGAAAACCGAUCCCCAAGGCCACUACAUACGCAAGUAUGUGCCAGAGCUGGCCAAGUAUCCGAAUGGCUGCAUCUACGAACCCUGGAAGGCGACACUGGCCGACCAACGGGCAUACGGCUGCGUUCUGGGCGUUGACUAUCCGCAUCGCAUCGUUAAGCACGAGCUGGUGCACAAGGAGAACAUCAAGCGGAUGAGUGCUGCCUACAAAGUGAAUCGGGAAGUGCGCACCGGCAAAGAGGAGGAUUCUCCUGAGGCGGAUCGCUCGGCCACAGGCAAGCGAAAGGUGGCAAAGACCACAGCAAAUGCCGCAAAACGCAAACGCUAAAAGACAUUAUUAUAUUACCCCUAGUAGGGGUAGAUAUUGUUUUAUAUUAAUUUAAAAAACAAAUUUAUAAUGUGAUUGCAGAAUCUCUGUGAAUGGAAUUGAACUAUAAAUUGUGUAUAUAUUGAAGCUUAGUUUUAAUUUGCUGCGAGUAAUCUAUACCUUCUCAUCAAUAGCCAGCAUCCCCAAUGGUCAGCCAGUCAAUGGGAAUGGCUUCAAAGGCUGCUUUUGUGGCUCAUGCUCUGCAAGAAUAAUUGCGGUAGUGCGCCAAAUAAUUAUUGUCCUCUUUUAUCAUUAAGUGCCCAGUUUAAUAUGAAUGACGAUGAGCAUUGGAGUUAGCUUUGCCCUCUGUAACUAAUUAUUAUUUCAUUUAUAUUGAUGUAAAAACCAAUGGCAAACAUAGUGUCAGCUCAGAUGUCAAUGAAUACUCUUUCCCAGUUGGCUUAGCUUUUUCUCGCCUGCCAAAUUUGCUUGCAUUUUGUUGGUUUUUCAAUUUUUGUUAAAUUUCCCAAACUACUUAGCCUUGAAAUCGACUUUUCCCUGGAUUUGUGUAGGAAAACGUUCGGAUUACACCAGAAAAUCUCAGUCUAAACCCACUUUUCGGCAAGUCAAGACCAGUUCCAAUAUUUGUUUGAAAAAAAAACGAAAAAAACAGACCCAGUAAAUUUUAUAUUCCCUUU